Messenger RNA from Cetraspora pellucida, 796 nucleotides. The record is from the annotation of a GenBank genome assembly. Lineage: Eukaryota; Fungi; Glomeromycota; Glomeromycetes; Diversisporales; Gigasporaceae.
AUGCAAUUAUACGGACUUGUUUUCAUUAUAGAGGGUCAACAAAACCCUGUUCCCUUGCAAAAUGUUUCUGUUGAGUCGAACAUUGUUGAUAUGAUAGCAGAAACAACGGUUUGCCAGACAUAUAAAAAUGUUGAAAAAGAUUCUAUUGAAGCCAUUUACAAAUUUCCACUUCAUGAAGCAGCAGCAGUAUGUGGAUUUGAAGCUGAAAUUGAUGGAAAGAAAAAAGUUAAAGGAAUAGUUAAAGAAGCAAAACAGGCCGCAAAAGAAUAUAGUGAGGCUAUUGAGCAAGGUCAUGGAGCUUAUCUCGUUGAACAACAACUUCCUGAUAUUUUCCAAUGCUCAGUUGGUAAUAUUACAGCUGGUCAAACGAUUGUAAUUAAAAUCACAUAUGUAGCCGAACUAAAACAUGAUGCUGAAUCUGAAAAAGUUCGAUUUGUUUUCCCUACUGCCAUCGCUCCAAGAUAUGGUUCAUCUGAUUAUACAAUUGCAAAUGAUGGAAAAAAACUUGUUCCUGAUAAAGUAUCUUAUUCAGAAAAGACUGACUAUCAUUUAGAUCUUAUUAUUACAUGUAGAAUGACUUCUGUUAUUCAAAGCGUCGAAUCACCAUCUCAUCAUAUUUCAACAGAAUUAAAUAUUGAUGGUAAUCCAAAUGUUUCAAAAAUUACUCUAGCUGAACAAAUUACUUAUUUAGAAAAAGAUUUUAUACUUAAUAUUAAUAAAUCCAAUGAUAAUAGAUCUGGUUCAAUGGAAGGUGGGCCUAUUAAGAAGGCAUCUGAAGCACUCCAAUUACUUCUUC